AUAUGAUUUUCCGUGGAGUGUGUAGCGUGUAAAGAAGAAAGAAGAAGUGAAGUUUCGCAACACUGAUGAAAGAAAGUGAGCAGUCAAGUCAAAAGUCAAUAAAAUCAAAAAGCAGAAACAACCACUACGUAUUAUGUUCUAAAAAUAUUCAAUGGGUGCGAAUCAUUAAUGUGAAUAAAUAAUAAAUAAUAACAUUAACUGUUAAGUAUUAAAAGUUAAGAUAUUUUUAAUUUAGAUUGUGGAAGUUGUACUGUAUAAAUAUUUUUUGGUAAUGGUAUCGCCGGCCAAGCGUGGAUGUUUAUUCAAGAGUGAUUUUUGAAAAAUGUCUAAAACCAUCAAUGCAUAUAGGAUCAAGAAGAUAGAAAAUUACGGAAAAAUGACGCAAAUGACGCAAGAAGAAAUCGUCGCCGCUGUAAAAACAGUGGCCCAGGGCUUGGAAGCCCUGCGUUCGGAGCAUACAGGUAUUUUACAUAGUCUACAUGAGGCACCGGAUCCCGUGGUCAGCGAACGGGCCAGUUUGGUUCAGCAGAGCGCCGACAUGAUCGAACUCGGUCUCGGGGAAGCACAGGUUAUAAUGGCGCUAGCGGCCCAUUUACAAUUAGUAGAAGCCGAAAAGCAAAAAUUGCGCACCCAGGUGCGAAGGUUGUGUCAAGAAAAUGCUUGGUUGCGAGACGAGUUGGCUUCUACGCAACAAAGGCUGCAGUCCAGUGAGCAAAUGGUGGCCCAAUUGGAAGAAGACAAGCGCCAUUUGGAAUUUAUGAGUUCUGUUAGUAAAUACGAUCAGGACGUGACUGAAGACAAUGCUUCCGAACCGUCGAAGAGCGAAAAAAGUGAUCCCGUAGUCGAUUUAUUUCCCGACGAUGAUGCCGAUGAUAGACAUAAUAUGUCUCCCACGCCACCAAACCAAUUGCAACUUUCGCAACAGGUCAAUGCGGGUUACGAAAUACCAGCCCGUCUUAGAACUCUACACAAUUUAGUUAUACAAUACGCCUCUCAAGGUCGGUACGAGGUUGCUGUGCCGCUCUGUAAACAGGCUUUGGAAGACUUAGAGAAGACCAGCGGUCACGAUCAUCCCGACGUUGCCACCAUGUUGAAUAUUCUUGCCCUAGUUUACAGAGAUCAAAAUAAAUACAAAGAGGCGGCCAAUCUUCUGAACGACGCGCUAGCAAUAAGGGAAAAAACGCUCGGAGAAAAUCAUCCGGCAGUGGCGGCGACUUUAAACAAUUUGGCUGUGUUAUAUGGAAAACGGGGAAAAUAUAAGGAAGCCGAACCGUUGUGCAAGAGGGCUCUGGACAUAAGAGAAAAGGUGCUCGGCAAAGAACAUCCUGACGUAGCUAAACAAUUAAAUAACCUGGCUUUGCUUUGUCAAAAUCAAGGUAAAUACGAGGAGGUCGAAAAGUAUUACCAGAGGGCGCUCGAGAUCUACGAGAAGCGAUUGGGAGCGGACGAUCCGAACGUCAGCAAAACGAUGAACAAUCUGGCUUCUUGCUAUUUGAAGCAAGGCAAAUACAAGGAAGCCGAAGUUCUUUACAAGCAGAUCCUGAACAGGGCGCACGAGCGGGAAUUCGGAACGAUUGACGGUGAAAACAAACCCAUCUGGCAAGUGGCGGAAGAGCGCGAAGAGAACAAAGCCAAGAACAAAGAGAACGUACCUUACGGUGAGUACGGAGGAUGGCAUAAAGCGGCCAAAGUUGAUUCGCCCACGGUUACCACCACCCUAAAAAAUCUAGGAGCUUUAUAUAGGCGCCAGGGUAAAUACGAAGCGGCCGAAACGUUGGAAGAUUGCGCAUUGCGUAGCCGAAAAGAAGCUUUGGACAUCGUGAAACACUCCAGAAAUCUCCUUACAGACGAUAGACGAAAACCGGGUAGUGCGAAAGACAAAACGUCUCGUCGAGGAUCUAGAGAAUCCUUGGAUAUGACGUACGAUGGAGACGAGACCACCACAGCCAAGACCCCAGACACCGAAAAAAGUGGCCUAAAAACAAAAUUAUUCAGCGCGCUAGGAAUUCAUUCACCAGUGAGCAAACCCAGCUCGUAGUUCUCUUUUAAUUUAAUCAAAUUUACGUUUAUUAUGAAUUUUUUUUUUUUUUUGUAAAUGUUGAGCUUUUGAAUUUUGGAGUCUCAAUAAUAUUUACUAAAACAAAUAACAUUCCAUCUUAAAUUGACAAAAGAAACGUCGCUGCAACUAGCGACAAUGAACUUUCAGCAGGAUUCCCGAAGCUUUAGUGCAAUAACACUUAAAAAGAUUUAUAACAAUAUUUACAAAGUGCUGUCAUUGUUUAAUAAUAAUAAUAAUAAUAAAAAAAAAGACAGUUGGUCAAUGCGAUAGAACAAGAUUGACGAAAAUGGAGUUGAAUAAUAUGUUUUAAAAGUAAAAAUAUUUUCCCUACUUUGGUACCAUGUCUAUUAGUACCGGGUGGCUUGAUAAUAGCUUUAGAUUAUAUCUUAAUGACCGUUUAGUCUCGGGGAACAAAUUUCAACUAAAGUGACCAUGAGAAAAACCGGAAUUUAUAUAUUUUUUAAGUUGUCUUCUAAUUUCCAGAAAAUUGUAUAUAAUUUAACGUAGGAUAAUUUUCUUCUAUUUGUCAUACAAGAGAGGGGGCUGAUUUGAAUAAACGCUUGUAACUCCAGUUCUGAUUAUUAGAAUUUUAUAAACUUGGCCUUUAUAAACAGCUCUUCUCCUCCAAUGUAUUAUUUAUAAAUUCGAAUCAGUAUAAUAAGUAACGUGAAUGCUAGAGGGCGCUGUUUAUAAUUUUAUAGAAAUCUAGUUUUCUCUCGAAAAAAUUAAAUGGAAUCAUAAUUUUCACCAUGGAUUACAGGAGUAGACUAAAUUACCAUCAUACGAUUUUUUAAAUAAAUAAAUAAGUUUUCUUGUGUAUCUUUAGUAGUUAAAAUUGUUUCCCAGAAGUUGUACUAUAAAUAGUUCCCGAUAUAUGAUUCAAAGCCAUUCUUAUUGGGCCACAGAGUACAUAUUGGAUAUAAACAUUUUGCCUUUUGUGUUCUGUCAUAUCUUAAGAGUUCUCGACAUUGUAGAGCUACCUCAGACGGAUUUUUUCGAUGUAUCUAUCAAUUAUUCCUUCUCUGUGCUUCUAUUGCAGUCUCAAACGUUUAAGUCUUUAAGUGAGUCCUUAAACACCAUUUUAAAAUAGGGAACUUACCUUAUUUUUCUCUGGAAUCUGUCAUUCGAUUUAUAUACUUUCGGAUCGUAGAUUCUUUACUUACUGUACAUUCCCGAUAAUGCAGUAGUCUACAGUAUUUGUAGCAAAAUUCUCUAUGAAUAAUCGUUUAAAAUUUUAAAAUGUUUAUUUAUUGUGUAAUUGUUUGAAGUUUUAAUGAACUGAUUUAAAUUCUAUAUUUCUUCAUCUUCGUCAAAACUUUUUUUAAGAGUUCUCGAAAUUCUAGUGUUAUCUCAGACGGAUUUUUUCUACAUAUCUAUCUAUUGUUCCUUCUCUAUAAUUCUAUUACAGUCGCAAGGGUUUAACUUCUUAAGUGAGUCCUUAAACACCGUUUUAAAAUAGGGAACUUACCUUAUUUUUCUGCAAUCUGUGAUUCAAUUGAUAUACUUUGAUAUCCAGUAUCUAUUAAUUCCCUAACUAUUUAAAUUUCGUAUUUCCUAGUGAGUGAGAUCAGAUCGCAGAUACUUUACUCACUGUACAUUCCCAAUAAUGCAGUAGUCUACUAUAUUUGUACCAAAGGCAUAUUCUCUAUGAAUAGCUGUCCAAAAUUUUAAAAUAUUUAUUGUGUGAUUGUUUGAAUUUUUAAUAAACACAUUUAAAUUAUAUUUUUCUUCAUCUUCGUCAAACUUUUUUUAUUGAUUAUUCUAUAUUAUUAAACAAUGCUGUUUAAAUGUUAAUUCUUCUUGUUCCAUUUUAGAUAUUUUUAUUUUAAGAUAGUUUGUUAAUUUUACGAUUUCUACCAUUAUAUCGUCACCUUCAAACGUUUUAGAAAUUUGAUCUUCUCUCAAAAAAUAUUAAAUCUGCUUUAUAGUUUACAUUGUAGUUUCAAAAAGCCAGAUUGUUAACUAUUUUCAAUAAAUUAAUAUCUCAAACUUUAAUAUAAAGUUGUAUAACUUGUUGAUGUGACGAUAUUGUCAAUUAUUAUACUAAAAGGGAACAAGGGAAUUAUUUUAAUAUAAUUUUUGCGAAGAGUCGAACAAAUUUUUGUUUACUAUAAAAUACAAGAACUGUUCAUAUUUUUAUUUAUUAGCCUUUUAGGAAAAGCGUAUGCUUAAUUUUUACUGUUAGUAUUAAGUCUUUUGAAGGUGAUCAAUACUAGCAUUAUCUACUGGC
This is a messenger RNA of Psylliodes chrysocephalus, 4289 nucleotides long. Lineage: Eukaryota; Metazoa; Arthropoda; Insecta; Coleoptera; Chrysomelidae. The record is from the annotation of a GenBank genome assembly.